AUGCUCCCAGACUGUGCCCAGACGGCUCAGGCGGCUCAGGCGCCUGCAGUGCCGCCGCCGACACCAGCCCUGCCACCGUCCAGCAUCCUCGCCUCGAGCGCUCCGCCUCCUCCCCGCACCGCCGGCUCACUCGUCGGCACCUCCAUCCCGACCUCGAGCACCGACAGCGCACCCGCACCGUCCAGCUCCCCGCCAACCCUCACGACUCCGGCAGCUCCCGCCGACGCGGCUGCCCUCGCACCUCGCGCCUCGUCCUCGUCGCCGGAGGUUCCGCCGACCUCGCUCGACCACCGCGUGUGCCGGAUCUGCUUUGGCGACGACGACGACAGCGGCGAGCUGGGUCGACUGCUCGCGCCCUGUCUCUGCCGAGGAACGGCCCGCUACGUCCACCAGGACUGUCUGCGCUCUUGGCGCGAGGCCGACAAGCUCAACAGCUUCUACGUGUGCGGUCAAUGCGGCGCACGGUACCGCUUUCGGCAGACGGCGGUGACGAGGCUGCUCGGCCGACGCUUUGCCACGGUCGUCAUCGGCGUCGUCAUCAUGCUCCUCUCGUCCUUCCUGACCGGCUUCUUCGCCGACCCGCUCAUGCGGCUCGCCAACGAGGACGCGCUCGACCCGCAAACGGGGCAGCUUCCCUUUCACUACUACGACGACGUUCAUGCGCUCGCCGACGCUGUUCGCGAGACGACCUCGACGGUUGGCUACCUCGUCGGCGACUGCACGUGGUCGUCGCCUCGCGAGCUCGUCCGCUCGCACCUGCGCACGACUGUGUUCCUCGAGGACGGCAUCGGCGAGGUCAAGGAAGUGUCUUACGACUCGAGGGCGGCCAGUACCGGGUGUGGUGACCGGUGGGCCGUGCGCGGCGAGGGCGAGAAGUGGGGGCAGGACGACCGGGUUCGGCGCGAGGACUGGGCGACGAGAGCGCUGCUGCACUUGGUAAAGGGUGCGACGACGGCCGCCUGGGGCUGGGCGUUCGCCUGCCGGACACUGCGUCUCGUCGCCGUCGGUCUCGCCUGCGCGCACUACAUGCGGUGGACCUGGGCGCGAGGCCGAGCCGUGCCCGACAUCCCGGGCCUCGUCUGGUGCCUCGACGCAGACGUCUUCAAGUGGAACCGCCGCCAGAUCAAGCAGGCUCGAGUCCGAGGCCAGCUCUUCUCGACCCGGCAGCUCUUCAGCGUCGUCAGCACCGUCCCGCUCGUCUACCGCUCGGCGCGCAUCGCUCACAGCGCGGCAGGAGCGCUCGUCAAGCGCGCGCUCGCGGGCGUCGAGGACCUCGUGCUCGAUCUCGACGGCGAGGCAGCGUUGGACAUAGACAAGCAGAAGGUAGACUAGAGUUGCAGUGUGAACGACGCAGGAGGGAGAAACUAUUAAUGCCAACGA
Messenger RNA from Rhodotorula graminis WP1, 1380 nucleotides. RefSeq lists its product as uncharacterized. Gene Ontology annotation, molecular function: zinc ion binding. Lineage: Eukaryota; Fungi; Basidiomycota; Microbotryomycetes; Sporidiobolales; Sporidiobolaceae. The transcript is spliced from 7 exons. The record is from RefSeq and is a predicted model, not a curated record. Bases 1 to 1332 code for a protein of 443 amino acids.